This is a messenger RNA of Solea senegalensis (Senegalese sole), 3339 nucleotides long. RefSeq names its product ubiquitin specific peptidase 49 (gene usp49). Gene Ontology annotation, biological process: protein deubiquitination. The transcript has 7 exons. Gene Ontology annotation, cellular component: cytoplasm. Gene Ontology annotation, molecular function: cysteine-type deubiquitinase activity; zinc ion binding. The record is from RefSeq and is a predicted model, not a curated record. The coding region runs from base 1065 to 3104 and encodes 679 amino acids. Lineage: Eukaryota; Metazoa; Chordata; Actinopteri; Pleuronectiformes; Soleidae.
CUGGAAUAAUUGGAUUUAAAAAACAAACAUAUUUGAUUACAAAGAAGUCAAUGGAUUUUCAGAUUCAGACAACUCUGUGGGGAAACUUGGUUUGCAGUGGCUGUCAUGACAAAUCACAGCAUACAAGGAGAAAUACUUUUUUAAAUGUUCACACAGUUAAAAAGUACAGUUUAGAAUAUUUCAUCUUUCAAGAAUAGAGUCAUAGUAUUAAAAAAGUCCUGAUUCUACGAGAAUAAAGACAGAAUAUUAUCACAGAAUGCAGACAUAACCAGCGAUAGUCUGCAGUUGAACACUAGCAGCCAUUUCCUCCUCCAGUCCACAAAAGAGAUGAUUUAGUCCAGGUCUGUGUUUGUGAUUCUUUCUUCCAAACAGACUCAGUUUCCUGUGCAAUCUUUUCAAAAGUCCUGAUGCUGAAGAUUAUUUGGUGCUGAUGUGAGAAAUAAUAUGAAGUAUUUCUUUAUUUGUGAAGCCCCUUAAAAUGUAACUUCACAUAAGUUCCUCAUCUUUAUGCAGUGGAUCGUCUGAGAUUUUGCUUGAAUAAUAAUUACGACUUGAAAUAUUAUAUAUUCAGUUUGGCCCGAAAACUCCGUUGUAAAAAGCAACCAAAUAAAUAGGCAUCAAUUUGUUUUAGAUGCUUAAACUCUAUUGGUUUGACUGAAUUAUUCAUUACUUUUAAAAUAAUCCUCACACCUCCAUACACAUUAAAAACAACAGGAGUUGUUGAGACUAAAGUGCUUAACAAAGUACACAUUUCUACACACUACACACAUGUCUGUGCGAUACAACCAGGCUGCAUCAGGAUUAAAGGCAAGAUUGAAAAUGUAAAAGAAAAGGAAUGGUUUCAGAGUCAACAAUCUCCUGCACUCAUUUAAGAGUCAAAGAACUUUCCUGCUGGGGCUGGUGGUGACUGUGGUAAUGGGUGAUCAAGCUGCAUGUUGCAAUUGAGCUCUCCGCAGAUGUUGUGAUGUCCCAAACCCGAGCGAGCGAGCUAUAUUUACAAAUGAGUUGCUGCUUGGCUACGGGACGUGUGUCCUAUCACUGAGGCCACAUGUGUAUCUGGAGAGAUGGAUCGCUGUAAGCACGUGGGACGCCUGCGUCUGGGCCACGAUCAUUCUAUCCUCAAUCCUCAAAAAUGGCACUGUGUGGACUGCAGCACCACCGAUUCAGUGUGGGCCUGCCUCAAGUGCUCCCACGUGGCCUGUGGACGUUUCAUGGAGGAGCACUCGCUCAAACACUUUCAGGAGUCACAACACCCACUGGCUAUGGAGGUGCGUGAGCUGGAUGUCUUCUGCUUUGCCUGUGGAGACUAUGUACUCAAUGACAACGCAGAAGGAGACCUCAAACUCCUCCGAGGGGCGCUCUCUACUGUUCGCAGCCCAGGUAGACGCUCGCUACGUUCCUCAACUGGAGGGGAAUGUACCAGCUGGGUCGGGGAAGGUGGGUCGCAGCCCGCCAUGCAGCUGGCUUUACGUCACAGGAGGAAAGCGCUCCUUGGGAAGAUGUUCCGGAUAUGGAUCGACAAAAAUCAGGAGCUGCAGAAUCAACGCAAGGAGAAACUUGAGGAAGCUAGAAGACAAAAGAAAGAGGUGAAAAGAAGACUCAUGGAAGAGCUUGGCAACGUACCUCCCAGAAAGAGUGCUAGGCUUCUUACUCAGGCGCCACGUUCCAUGAUUACACUCAUUCCUCGCAAAUUUCGCGACCCUCCAGACCGCCUACCUCCUCCUCUUCCUCCCAAGAAGCCUUCCAUUCUAACUCUGUCCCGUAAGGCUCCUCAGAAUGGCAGAGCUGCUAAACUGAGGAGAUACUACUCCAAACAUACCACAACCCGCCGGAGACCCGCUCCGGGUGUCACUGGUCUGCGCAACUUGGGGAACACGUGCUACAUGAACUCAAUAUUGCAGGUGCUGAGCCACCUGCAGAAAUUCAGGGAGUGUUUUCUCACUUUGGACCUGUGUGAGACUGAGGAGCUCCUGGCCAAGACCAAUCACUCCCAGGGGAUGAAGGGGGUCACAGGAGGCGUCGUCAGCAGUGGUAACACGGCGCUGUCAGGAUGCCCGCUUGGACGCGUGGGGAAGGCAGGCUGUUGGAAUUUGCCCGUGGGCAAAAAAGAAAGCACUCCGCCUUCCCCGCAGGCUGCAGAGUUGGUCCAGCCCAAGGAGCCUCGCUGCUCCACCCGCCAGCAGAUGUCUCUGUGCCAUGAGUUGCAUACACUUUUCAGGGUCAUGUGGUCAGGGCGGUGGUCUCUGGUAUCUCCCUUCGCCAUGCUUCACUCCGUGUGGAACCUCAUCCCAGCUUUCCGUGGCUAUGACCAGCAGGACGCCCAGGAGUUCCUCUGUGAACUGCUGGACAAGGUGCAGCAGGAGCUGGACACGGAGGGGUCCAAACGCAGGAUAGUCAUUCCCAUCACCAAGAGGAAACUGUCUAAGCAAGUGCUAAAGGUUCUGAACACCAUCUUUCAUGGGCAGCUACUCAGCCAGGUGACAUGUCUGUCCUGCAAGCACAAGUCGAACACAGUAGAGCCAUUCUGGGAUCUGUCCUUGGAGUUUCCAGAGCGAUAUCACAGCGUAGACAAAGCUUCGGGCUCGUCGGCUUACCAGCGCAGCUGCACCCUCACUGAGAUGCUCUCCAAGUUUACAGAGAUGGAGGCUCUUGAAGGCAGCAUCUAUGCCUGCAACCACUGCAACAGAAGAAGACGGAAAUCAUCCCACAAACCCUUAGUUCUGUCAGAGGCGUGUAAGCAGCUUCUGAUCUACCGCUUACCUCAGGUUCUACGGCUGCACCUCAAACGCUUCAGAUGGUCGGGGCGGAACCAUAGGGAGAAAAUCGGCGUCCACGUGGCCUUUGACCAGGUUCUGAACAUCAAACCGUACUGCUGUACAGGCUCAGGUCACUCUGUCCACAGAGGAGGCUACACCUAUGAUCUGUCUGCUGUCGUCAUGCAUCAUGGUAAAGGCUUUGGCUCAGGGCAUUACACCGCAUACUGCUACAACACAGAAGGAGGUUUUUGGGUCCACUGUAACGACUCUGACAUGAAGGUUUGCAGUGUGGAGGAAGUGUGCAACACUCAGGCCUAUAUUCUCUUCUAUACCCAGAGGUCCGCGUAGGCACCUCUCGCUGUGAUGUCGACCUGCAUACGGCAGCGUAGGGCUGCAUUUAUUAAAAUGUUCGCUGAUGUUUUCCCAGAUGUCAUUGCACACAAUCACCUUAAACUGAUUUAUCUAAAAAAAGAUAAGAAUGAGGGCAGUAGGACAGCCGCCGCCACCAUCGCGAGUCGAGGUGAACAUUUUAGCAGCGUAACCGAGAAGAGAGAGAUGGAAAUAAACGGUGUCCUGCUGUAAA